Molecule: messenger RNA, 711 nt
Organism: Phodopus roborovskii (desert hamster)
Lineage: Eukaryota; Metazoa; Chordata; Mammalia; Rodentia; Cricetidae
Product: synaptonemal complex protein 3
Exons: 8
Coding region: 1-711 (236 amino acids)
Biological process (GO): spermatid development; meiotic cell cycle
Cellular component (GO): synaptonemal complex
Source: RefSeq, a predicted model, not a curated record
AUGCCACCCAAGGGGAAGAAGGCUACAAGCAAAACUGCGAAACGCCCACGGGAUUCUCCGGAUUCUCAAUGUGAUGAUGACUCGAACUACAGUGUUCCCACAAAGCCAGUAGAAAACCCCAGGUUUGAUAUCAGUGAUGAGGACAGUGCUUCAUCCGAUGGAGAUGAACAGCAAGCAAGGGAGUCUGUUCAGAAGAUGUUACAGGAACUUCAAGGUGACCUUACAAAGUCCUACCUUGCAAAGAGAAGGCAGUUUCGCAAAGAUAUAAAAACUUCUAUGGGAAUUCUUAACAGAAAAUUUCUGUGUAUUUUUAAAACACAACAAAAGGAAAGACGGAUGCUUCAUUCCAAAUAUUCUGAGAUGUUUGUGCCUUUGUUUGAAAAGUGGGAAAACGAUGUGCUGAAAGUUGAACAAGAAGAAGACAGUUUUGUUAAUGUGUCUCAACAGUAUGCAGAGAUUUUACACAAGAGUGCAAUGGCACAGAAAUCAGCCAUUGAUGAAGCCAAAAAGAUAUCUGAUCAGUUUCUACAGAGUAUCAAAGACAUGGAGGAUAAUCACCAACGUCUUGAUGCUAUUGAGCAAAACACAAUGGAAGAAGAAAUGGGAAACUUGAAGACGAAACUUGCGACAGAAAACCAAUAUCAGAAUGUAAUGGCUAUGGAAACAUGCCUUCGUUCUCUGCUCUCUGAGGACUACGAAGAAAAGCUGUGA